Australozyma saopauloensis is the source of this 4791-nucleotide messenger RNA. RefSeq names its product Rev3p (gene REV3). The record is from RefSeq and is a predicted model, not a curated record. Gene Ontology annotation, biological process: error-prone translesion synthesis; double-strand break repair via homologous recombination. The transcript has a single exon. Gene Ontology annotation, molecular function: DNA-directed DNA polymerase activity; nucleotide binding; DNA binding. Lineage: Eukaryota; Fungi; Ascomycota; Pichiomycetes; Serinales; Metschnikowiaceae. Bases 1 to 4791 code for a protein of 1596 amino acids. Gene Ontology annotation, cellular component: nucleus; zeta DNA polymerase complex.
AUGGCCCUUUCGGUCAGAAUCAGUGACCUAGACUCAUACCAGGCGACACCAACCCAUCUAGACCAGUUCCAGAGGGCACCGAAGGUUCCGGUGAUCCGUGUUUACGGCACACUAAAGACUCCAACUCUGAAUGCAGCGUACAAUGUAUUAGUUCACGUCCAUGGUUUUUAUCCUUACUUUUAUAUAGAUUGUCCCGAGACUGAUCUACGGCGUGUGGAUCAUGCAUACGAAAGAAGUCUUGGUCAAUAUCUAGAUGGCUGUUUGGCCGAGUCCUUUAAUCGAAUGAAAGAUAAUUUUGAUGACGAAGAGCCGAGCGAAGAUGAUCUGAGUGAAGAAAAUGAACACAAUGAUGUUGUCUCUGAUAUCCCAAAGCAAGACACCACAGAAAAGGUGAAUGGGGAGGAUUCUGAUGUUGAUGACAGGGAGGAUUACACCCAUAAAUCUGUCUCAGAUGCUGCUCCGAUUCAUCCUACAGCCAGCAACAAUGCAUUCCAUAACAUCCGGAGUUCGAGCGUAGCUGCCAACAAAUUCAUUGCUUCAGUGACAGCUUGUAGAGCUUGCCCAGCCUAUGGGUAUAAUAUUGGUUAUUCCCUUAAAUUCAAAAUACUGUUCCUCCUGCCUACCUACAAAACGAGGUUAUUUCGGCUUUUGAAUGAGGGCAAAAUUGACUUUCUGCCCUUCACAAAUCCUGGGGAUCAGCAAAAAAAGAAGAAUUUCACCCCAAAUGUUUAUGAGGCCCACAUAAAUUAUUACACACAAUUCCUAGCAGACUUCAAUUUAUAUGGAUGUGGAUGGCUAGAAACAAACGAAAUCCAUUUCCGGCUGCCCGUCUUAUCUUCUAUCCCCAAAUUCUUCACUUCCUUGAAGCGAGAUUUGAAAGAUCUCGUACGACACAACAAUGUUCUUACUCCUAAACUGUAUCCUAGGAUAGGUCGUUCAAUUUUGGAAAUCGACAUUCUCGCUGGAAAUAUUUUGAACAGAACUCGACUCAAAGAGAGAGAUGUGCACAACAAUUUCACCGAGUUCAACAGCCCUACUCCCCAGGAACAUAUCUAUUUGACGUCCCUAAAAUUGACAUUCUCUGAUUUGAAGUUUCAAUGCGAGUCACGAGGACGACAUGAUACAUCUCAAAUAUUAAACGAACUGUACUCACAAGUAUUUACAAAGUUGGGACAACGGGGGUAUUCAAAUUGGGAGUUUUCUUUGGAACAAAAACAACAACUCGCGUAUGUUUCGAAGUUGAAUCGGCCAAGAGGGAGCGCCGACACGGAUUCAUACUACAAGGAUGUAAUAAGCCCAAAUUUACCUUCGCCUUCAAUUCCGACAGCUUUCGAGCUGGUGGAUAAAAGCCUUCCCCUUGACUACUACGAGAAUGUGCCGAAGCUUAAUUACCGAGAUGACCUUAUCAGAUGGGAUUCAUUGGAGCAACUUCUAGAGUCUUCUCAAGAGCCGAAUUCAACGUUGCAGAGCUCACCCGCACCCUUUGAGAACGAGUCGUUUGAUUUGACUGGAGGACUUUCGAAAGAAACGGUACAGCCAGAAAAGUCCAGCAACUCACUAGAGAGUUUGACCACAACGAGGUUCGAGAAUAUUCCUAGUUCCCCUGUUAGUGCGAUACCUAGCUCACCUGUACAGCAAGAGGAAUCCGUUCUCAGCGAAUCACCUAAUAAAAGCACAUUUAACAAAGAUUUGCAAAUCUACUAUCAAACACAAGGACGACAAUUAGAGCCCUUCAAGGAAUCACUGUUAGACACAAAUUCAACAUUAAGUCAAACUUCCAAUUAUUUAUUGAGAAACUCAAGUCAUGUUUUCGAAUAUUCAAUCCCCCCUCAAUUGAGUAAAAUACGCUUGCCUGACCUUUUCGGCAAUUUGGGGAUUUUGGAGCAUGAUUAUCAUGAUCCGGCGUACUUUUUAAGGUCAGAUGUACAAGAAAAGCCUCUCAUUUUCGCAAACAAAAAGAUUGUUGUACCACUUAAAGAUGGUUUAGAAGCUUCGUCAUUCAAGACCCGAGGCUUCAAAUUAAGACACUCUUUGCGGUCUUCAUCUGGAAAGCCGAACUAUGGAAUCACCCAGUGGAGGUACGCUAAAUUACCUCCAUCACAAACUGAAGUGAAUGAGUGGCUUCAAAAAACUGAUGCACAUCUUAGAUACAAGCGACGGAAAUUUCGUACACAAAUUGAGCCAGCUCUUACACAAACAUUUGAUUUCAAGGACUCCCAUGAGUCAGCAAGAGUUCGUAGAAACCCAAGUGAUUUCCAAAAUCUUACCCUCUUGCAUAUGGAGCUACAUGUCAAUACAUUUUCCGAACUACGUCCAAAUCCUACUGAUGAUGAGAUAUCAAUGGUGCUCCUUCAUUUUAAUGACUCAAAUGAAAUGUAUGGAAAAGGCUUUUCCAUAGAAAAAGUACUCAUAAAUUCGAAACAAAUGUCCUUUGGAUCAGAAAAAUCUUUUCUCAAACUUCUAGGCACUUUCUCAAAAGCUAGUGUCUCGAUGUUUAGUUCCGAAAGAGAUAUGAUUGAAGAGUUUUGCAACUUGAUUGAUACUUAUGAUCCUGAUAUUCUAUCUGGAUAUGAAGUCAAUUCUUCUAGUUGGGGAUAUCUUUGUGAGAGAUUCCAAACAGCAUACAAUAUCAAUAUGAUGGCGCGGCUCAGUAGGGUUAACUAUAAGGGAAAUGGGAAGUUUGGAGAUCGAUGGGGAUAUACCCACACUUCGGUAAUCAAAAUCAAUGGGCGGCAUAUGCUAAAUGUGUGGAGACUUUUGCGCCUGGAACUUGCAUUGACCUCAUACUCUUUAGAAAAUACCUGCUUGCACAUCCUACACCACACUCUUCCUAAGAUGUCAAAUCAAAUUCUAUCACAGUGGCUUACUUCCACUCAAUUUAAUCAAGUUCUUCUUGUCUGCAAAUACUAUCAGCAAAGGAUUGACGUGAUUAUGCGAAUUUUUGAGGUAAAAGAACUCAUUCUUAAGAAUGUGGAGCUGUCCAGGCUUAUUGGAAUUGAUUUCUACUCAAAUUUUUAUCGAGGCUCACAGUUCAAAGUGGAAUCGAUUCUUAUCAGGAUAGCUAAGCCCGAGAACCUCCUUCUCAACUCACCCUCUAAAGCACAUGUACACAACAUGCGCCCCCUAGAGGUUAUUCCUCUUAUUAUGGAGCCAGAUUCAGCAUUCUACAAAUCCCCCCUUGUGGUUUUAGAUUUCCAAUCCUUGUAUCCAUCAAUUAUGAUUGCCUACAACUACUGCUAUUCGACGUUCUUGGGUAAAAUGGAAGGCUUCAAAUCCAACAGGAAUCCCAUCGGAUACAUGAAGCAUCUUCAACUACCAGAAGGAAUUAUUGAUUUGCUAAAUCGCAAUGACGGUUUGAAUAUUUCACCAAAUGGUUUAAUGUUUGUUUCAGCUAAAUUCAGAAAGUCUAUACUUUCAAGAAUGUUGCAGGAGAUUCUCAACAUGAGGAUCAACGUGAAAGCUGUCGCUUCUGCAUUUUCAGACGAAAAAGAGCUACAAAAACUUUAUAAUUCAAAGCAACUCGCUCUCAAACUUAUUGCAAAUGUUACCUACGGAUACACGUCAGCUUCAUUCAGUGGCCGUAUGCCCAGCUCAGAUAUAGCUGAUGCUAUUGUGGCAACAGGUCGUGAAAUAAUGAGGAAGGCCAUAGAUGUUAUAGAGGAAAGUGGGCACAACGCUAAAGUUGUAUACGGAGAUACAGAUUCUCUAUUUGUGUAUUUUCCCGGCAAGUCAAAAGAGAGUGCUUUCCGGAUAGGUCGGGAACUUGCAAAGAAUGUCACAGACAUAUUUCCAGACCCGAUCAAGCUCAAAUUUGAGAAAGUUUAUCAUCCUUGUGUGCUUCUCGCAAAAAAGCGCUACGUUGGAAACUGCUUCGAAUCCGAAACUCAGAAAAUAGCUAAAUUUGAAGCCAAAGGCAUUGAGACUAUAAGGAGAGAUGGAGUCCCGGCUCAACUGAAAAUGGUAGGAAAGACUCUCCGAAUCUUAUUCGAAACAAAAAACCUCUCUCUAGUGAAACGAUACGUUCUAGAACAAUUCCAGAAAAUCUUACAGAACCAGGUCAAUGUGAGUGAUUUUUGUUUUGCAAAAGAAGUGAGACAUGGCACAUAUAAAAAUGAGAAAUAUCUUCCUCCUGGCGCGGUCAUCUCAAAGCGUCUCAUUAAAAAAGAUCCACGCCGUGAGCCUCAAUAUAGAGAGCGUGUCCCGUACGUUGUGAUUCGGGAUCCUUCAAAAGAGCGAGUGAAAGACCGGUCUAUGACACCAGAAGAAUACGUCAACUCGUUCAAAGAGCUUGUUCCCAUGGAAUUGGAUCACGAAUACUAUAUCACACGAGUCUUAAUACCUCCCCUAGAGCGCAUUUUCAAUCUCAUGGGUGUCAAUAUAAAAGAAUGGUACAGAGAUAUGCCACGAAUUGCUAAAGGCCUUUUACAGAAAAAAAAUGAUGCUUUUUCGGUAAAUGAUAAUUUUUCUCGCCGUGAAUGUUUCAGUUGUGGGCAACUGUUGACAUCAGGUCAAAUGUGGGUGUGCUUUAGAUGCUCAGAUACCAAAGCUACAAUUGCAUCUGACGUGGCUUGGAAAGACAAGUCAAUUGAGCUGCAUUCUCGAAAGCUCGUCAAUAUUUGUGGGAGUUGCUGCUUUCAGAAUUAUUCGUCGGCCACAGUUUAUGAUCAUUGCCACAACAUUGAUUGUAGAUUCUACUACAGUCGCUUGAAGGCGGAAAAGGAACUAUGUCAAAGUACAACGAAACUACAGAUCCUUGACGAAUUAAAUGAUACAGCUCAUUCCCACCCAUGA